Messenger RNA from Hyla sarda, 1003 nucleotides. RefSeq names its product interleukin-8-like. The coding region runs from base 48 to 371 and encodes 107 amino acids. Gene Ontology annotation, cellular component: extracellular region. The transcript has 4 exons. The record is from RefSeq and is a predicted model, not a curated record. Gene Ontology annotation, molecular function: chemokine activity; CXCR chemokine receptor binding. Lineage: Eukaryota; Metazoa; Chordata; Amphibia; Anura; Hylidae. Gene Ontology annotation, biological process: chemokine-mediated signaling pathway; antimicrobial humoral immune response mediated by antimicrobial peptide; cellular response to lipopolysaccharide.
UAAAAACCACAUCUCAUAGCAGAGUCAAAGAGAGAACAUUCCUAGCCAUGAGAACAAGCAUGAAUAUCCUUCCCUUUCUGGCUGUCUGCCUGACAUUCAUUGUGCUUUCAGAAGGAAUGUCUUUAAAGAGGGCUGGAGAGCUUAGAUGUCAGUGUGUAAAACUAGAGCGCACUCCGAUACCUUUAAAGCAAAUCCUGAACUUUGAAAUCAUCCCUAAGGGCCCCCACUGCAAGAAUUUGGAAGUCAUUGCCACGGUGAAGACUGGUAAAGAAACUAGUCAAGACGUAUGCUUAGAUCCCACCGCUCCAUGGGUCAAGAGGAUUAUUGACAGAAUUUUGAACUCGGCUAAGACUUCAGCAUCUACUAAAUAAGAACACGCAACAAGUUUUCUGAUAACUAAAGUGAAGGCUAAAAAGGAAGAUCUCUGUAGAUGAAUCCAUACAGGAAAUAUUACCUGGAAAAAGCUACAGAAAUGGACAUUUUCUACUAUGUAGAAUAUAAUAGAUUAAAUUGAUCACAUCAUCCUUCUAAAAAGUAAAAAUAAUAACCUUUAACCUUGAUAUAGUAUUUUAUUUCCUUAAAUUAUAGUCUUUUAAGACUUCCAUGGUGUUAAAUAUACAUUACCUUCAUUUGUGUAUUUUACCAGGAAUUAUGUAAUGUAUAAAAACUGUCAAUCAGGGAAAAAGAGUUGUAUCAAAUAGAAGCCAGGUUUUCACUGACAAUGGCAUGUAAAAAUUGUUUUGUUUUUUUAUUGCUUUUAGUGAGAAUACAGCGAAUUUUAUGUGCUAUACAACACAUCAGUAUUAUUUGCAUUGUGUCAUUUUUGUGGCAGAAUGCUUGAAGGAUAGCUUAUUUAUAUGUGAAAUUACUGUAAAUGUAAUAUAUUGGUGCACAGAUAUAUUCUGUAGUAUGCCUAAUCUACUAUAAUGUGUAAUUUAUUUUUACACACAAUCAUGUAAUUAUUUAUAAUGUUGUUUAUUAUCUCCAUUUUUGUUAAUUUAUU